This is a messenger RNA of Misgurnus anguillicaudatus (oriental weatherfish), 1823 nucleotides long. RefSeq names its product TAFA chemokine like family member 5b (gene tafa5b). NCBI's taxonomy places the organism in Eukaryota, Metazoa, Chordata, Actinopteri, Cypriniformes, Cobitidae. The record is from RefSeq and is a predicted model, not a curated record. Gene Ontology annotation, molecular function: receptor ligand activity; G protein-coupled receptor binding. Gene Ontology annotation, biological process: G protein-coupled receptor signaling pathway.
CGCAGCCUCAGUUAAACAGGAGCCGCUCGAGACUCCAGACGCCACGCGCUGUUUUAGGGAUGCGUGCUGCGUCCGCAGUUUCCAUUAGGAAGUCAUCGCAAAGAUGCGGUAUAGAGACCCAUAACACGAGACUGGACAUAUCCAAGCUGUUUUAUCAGACUUUAAAACGGAAUUGCGACUUGUUUACGCUCGUUUGUGGAUGUGCCACGCGGCGAAUUCGCAGCACAUUUGUGACUCUGUGAAAUGAACUGAAAGCGCAUUCAACCAGAUUUCUUGUUUUGAGUUUUACACGCAAGUUUUUCUUCGUCUGACGGGAUUUAUCACUGAAUAUUAACGCGUUUGUGUAAAACAGCUCUUUGCCGUUUUCGCUUGAUGGGUCGAAAAGUGUCAGGUGACGCGCUGAGGGUCUCGCGCAUUUAACUUUAAUCUUUCUGAACGGAGACCUGUCGCGCGAGCAGGUUAAAAAAAGACUCGUGGAAAGCGUCCUAGCCUGUUGUUUCUCACAAUAAGGGAUUGUUUAUUAAAGCAGUGCUGCGUUGAGCCGGACGGGAUGGAUUUGCCAUUUUAAGCGCAUCGGUCAGAUCUUCGGAAAGAUGCAGCAUCUGCGCGUGGCGUGGGCGCUCGCGGGAGCGGCGGUGUGCUUUUUCCUCAUAGUCUUCAUUCAAGCGCAUUUUUUCAGAGAAGGUCAACUGGUGGCAGGAACGUGUGAAAUCGUGACCCUGGACAGGGACAGCACUCAGCCAAGGAGGACCAUCGCCCGGCAGACAGCCAGGUGUGCCUGCAGGAAGGGCCAGAUUGCAGGCACUACCCGGGCCAGUCCAGCAUGUGUGGAUGUUCAAAUCGUGAGGAACAGGCAGUGGUGUGAAAUGAUGCCAUGUUUGGAUGAUGAAGGCUGUGACCUCUUGGUAAACAGGACAGGCUGGACGUGUGCACAGCCAAGCGGCCGAGUGAAAACCACCACAGUAUCCUGACGCCAGUGGGGAGCGGUAUUCCCGAGAGAGGCGACACGUAUGGAAGCAACUCUUCAUACUCCAAAGCUACAGCUGGGCGGGGAAGGGGAGCAUUCAUCAUAGUCCAGUUAGCUCUGUCUGUCAGUAUCUCCAUUAGUCCUGCAGUUUCAUAAGAUAAAGGGUGAGCACCUCACGUUAUGGAGUUUACAUGGACCAUGAGGAACGGAUCUCCCCUGUGCUGUCAAUCAAGCUGGAGCCGCCGCUCCGCGGGAACUCGCCGACGCUUUCGUUCACAGAUGCCGAAACUGGCGAACGAUCAAGUGUGAUGACUGACGUGACCGACGAAAAACAAUUUGUGAACCUGGCUGCGUGUAAGGAUCUGGUGAAAUUUUACAGACCAAAGAAACAAUUUUCUGCGGAGACGGAUUUCCAACAUGAAUACAAACACACAGGCUACAUCUGCUUGGAUGAACGCAAGUGAAAACAGACACACACGCGCGCGCGCGCAUACACGAGCUUGGUGAGGAGUUUUUCCAACCGAGCGCACACAAAUGGACAACAAAAACAUUAACGCUGAAAGCGAGUCCUCUGUUGGCUUUUCUCCUAUUGUAAAUCUGCCAUUGUUGUGUAAUGAACUGAAAUCAGCCAGAAAUUUGGAAACACGGUGAGCACGGCGGGUGAUUUAUCAAACAUCAUCUGCCUGCACUGAAGAUACUAGCAGAGAUGUCUGCUUUGGGAGAAACCAUCCUAUGUAUUUUCAAAAUCAUAAAGUUAUAUAUAUUUAACAGUUUUAUAUGAUGUAUCUUUGUAGCAAACCUUAUUUAACACUGACAAUGUGAUCCAAUUCAUAAAGGGUGGAUUCAUGAAAAACAA